Messenger RNA from Notodromas monacha, 417 nucleotides. The record is from the annotation of a GenBank genome assembly. Lineage: Eukaryota; Metazoa; Arthropoda; Ostracoda; Podocopida; Cyprididae.
AUGAUCGUGGGAACGGCCAAAGGAUUAGAAGCGGUUGGAUUGGCCAAAGACCACAUUAAAUUUGAAUUGUUUGGCGCAUCCACUUCCGAUUAUUUUAAUGACAAUGCCGACCAAGUGGUAUCGGCCCAUGAGGCGUUUAGUGGUACGGCCAAAAUCAUUGCCCAUUACGAUGGUCAAACCAUGGAGGCCAACUGUGGCGAAAACCAAGACAUCAUUCGCGCGCUGUUGGACAAAAAUUACGAUCCGCCAUAUUCUUGUCAAGGGGGCGUUUGCAGUACCUGUAUGGCCCAAGUGAUAAAAGGCGAGGUUAAAAUGCUUAAAAACUUGGUGCUUACCAAGGAAGAAAUUGCCAAAGGAUUCAUAUUGGCUUGUCAAUGCUUGCCGUUGUCCAACGAAAUUGAAAUCGAAUUCCAAUAG